AUGGAAAAUAAUUUAGUUUUCCUUGAAUCAUAUACAGAUUUUGUAGAUUAUGGAGAAUCUCGCAAAAUUUCGCUUUCGUUGGAAUCGUGCAUUAUAUUUUGUAUUUAUAAAUACUGCGCCCCUAAAGGACUUAAACUAAAGCUUGUUGCAACCAAAGAAAGAAAAGAUGUUAUUGCUAUCGAAAUUAUGGAAAGCGGCUUAGAAUUUGCGGACAAUGAAAAAAUCUCUUGGCAAGUUACCUCUUGUGUUUUUCCGGUAGCUUUGUUGGAAGAUACAAUUAUUACCGGGCUUUGUGCAGUGGCCAGACAUAUAGCAAAGUACAAAACCGGAGCUCGGAAUUCCAAUGAACAUGAAGAGGGUAUAUUAGGAUUUCGAAAAAGUUGUUUACAAGCUCCCAAUGAAGUGUCAAUAUGGACAAAAUUUUGCGAAGUUGAUAUUAUUAAAACUGUUAGAGAAAUUCUCAUUUGUAAUAAAUUAAAUGAGUUACCUAAACAUUUAGUUCGUUUUGAAAACCAUCUAAGUAAACCAGUCCGAGUACACAAUGUAUAUAAAAUGGCUCGAACAAUGAAGAAAAAAAAUAUAACAAGAUUGGAAGAACUGAAGAUUAUAGAGGAAAAGAUUGAAACAGAAAAGAAAGUAAGGUCAUCUAAGUCCAGGAAAUGGAAAUCAAACAUUAGAAAAGCUUCACAGAUUGACAGCUCAGUAGCAAUUGAAGAUUUAAAUAUAAGUCACCAGUUUGCAGAAGGGCCAUUUUUUACAUUAGCUGAUUUGGUGUUACUACCAUCUUAUAGAAUUUUGAUACAAUUAAUAGGGAUAUCAGUUUUUGGAUCUUUGUUACCUUUGACUUUACAAUGGUAUGAAAGAUUAACAAAUAUUCCUGAAAUAAAAGUUAUUAAUGAUAUUAUAGAUAAAAUACAGUGUAAACUUGUUUCAAUUGAUCAAACAGUAAUAGUGCCAACAACUGAAGUUGUAAGUCUGUAUAAAUGUGAUCCAACACGACACAAUCCAAAAAAAAAGUUGUUUACCAAAGAGGAAGACAUAGAAAAUGCAUUAAGCACUUUAAAGGAAGGCAUGAUGAUUAAUGUCAUUGCUAAUCAACUCAACUCCAAGUGGGAUUGGAACAAUAUCCCAGAUGGUGCGAAUCCUGCUGCAGGUCACCUGCCUGAUGCAAGAAUAAAUAGAAAAUCACAACAACUUGAAAAUCUAACAUUAGCUGUUUUGAGUGUAGCUAAGGAUGGUGAUAAAAUAGUAGACUUCUGCAGUGGCAGUGGACACUUGGGAAUCUUGAUUGCAUAUUUAUUACCAAAAUGUACUGUUGUGUUACUAGAAAAUAAAGAACAGUCGCUUUUGAGAGCUAGGAAGAGAGUCCAUGAUAUGAAAUUGAAGAAUGUUUUUUUCUUUCAAUGUAAUUUAGAUUUUUUUAUUGGUAAAUUUGAUAUUGGUAUUGCAUUGCAUGCAUGUGGCAUAGCAAGCGAUUUAGUUCUGGACAAGUGUUUGAAAACAAAGGCAAAGUUUAUUUUAUGUCCUUGUUGUUAUGGUUCACUUCACUCAACAGACAGACUGAUGUACCCACGUAGCCAUAAAUUCAAAGGUGUCUCUAUUAAUCAAUAUUUGUGCAUAUGCCAUGCAGCUGAUCAAACACACGAUGAGCAUCCAUUGACCCAGAGGGGAGAUUUAUGCAUGGCCGUGGUAGACUCGGAUAGAGCCCGUUUAGCCGAAGAGUUUGGUUACACAGUUACAUUAUCUCGGCUAAAACCUCUCUCAUGUACUCCUAAGAAUAACUUACUUAUUGGUGUACCAUCAUAG
Diatraea saccharalis (sugarcane borer) is the source of this 1806-nucleotide messenger RNA. The record is from the annotation of a GenBank genome assembly. Lineage: Eukaryota; Metazoa; Arthropoda; Insecta; Lepidoptera; Crambidae.